AUGGACGUCCUCUUCGGCUUCGCAAUCGGCCUCCCCAUCGUCGCAGGAACCGGAAUCUCCGUAACCACCGGCGUGGCGCAAGGCGUCUCGGAGCAGAAGAAAGUCAACGCCGACGCCUCGAACCAAACGCGCAUGCUCAAAUUCCACCUGGACACGUGGGUCGACGCGCAGCUGCGCAAGAACAAAGGCGCGCAGCUCGACAACGGCAUCGUCACGAUCCACGACGGCAAAGUCUGGGUCGAAGCCAAGAGCGGCAUCACGCGCUUACCCGAGAACGUGAACCAUCACCCCUUCACGGGCUUCUACCUCGCCUACCCGGACGACGAGCGCAGCUAUACGCGCGGCUUGGUGAGCACCAUCAGCGUGGAUCCGCCCAUGUUGAACUGGCUGUACGUGGAUAAGGACACGCUGGAGGUGAAACACGCGAGUCGCAGCGGGAGUAUUGCGCAUUUCGUGGGGGAUUUCGAUUGGACGGAUGAGGACGUUGAGGAUAGUAUGCUCACGUUUGAUGGCUGGGAGGGGUUUGUUGCGGUGGAGGAGAAGGAAGGGGAGUGGGCGUUGUAUUUCGAUAAGUAUGACAAUGGGUUGAAGGAUUUCCGCAAGGGGAGGAAGGUCGUCGAGGUGCAUUUGCAGAGGAGGGUGAUUACGGGGCAGGAGGUGAAUCAGUGGGGGUUGAAGGAGGAGGGGAAUAUUGGGUUUCGGUCUACGCGGGAGGUUUGA
This is a messenger RNA of Lecanosticta acicola, 720 nucleotides long. Lineage: Eukaryota; Fungi; Ascomycota; Dothideomycetes; Mycosphaerellales; Mycosphaerellaceae. The record is from the annotation of a GenBank genome assembly.